Molecule: messenger RNA, 913 nt
Organism: Colius striatus (speckled mousebird)
Lineage: Eukaryota; Metazoa; Chordata; Aves; Coliiformes; Coliidae
Gene: CNRIP1
Product: cannabinoid receptor interacting protein 1
Exons: 3
Coding region: 9-497 (162 amino acids)
Biological process (GO): negative regulation of signaling receptor activity
Cellular component (GO): plasma membrane
Molecular function (GO): type 1 cannabinoid receptor binding
Source: RefSeq, a predicted model, not a curated record
GACAAGCGAUGGACGACAUCCCCGGUCUCGUAAAAAUCAGCGUCUCCCUCAAAAUCCAGCCUAACGACGGAGCCGUGUAUUUCAAGGUGGAUGGGCAGCGCUUCGGCCAGAACCGCACCAUCAAGCUGCUAACUGGGGCCAAGUACAAGAUCGAGGUGGCCGUCCGGCCCGGCACCGUCCAGGCCACAACAAUGGGCAUCGGAGGUGUCAAUGUCCCACUGGAAGAGAAAUCAAGGGAUGCACAGGUGGCCUCUUACACAGGGAUCUACGACACAGAAGGGGUGCCUCAUACCAAGAGCGGUGAGAGACAGCCCAUCCAGGUCAACAUGCAGUUUAAUGACAUUGGUGUUUUUGAAACCGUCUGGCAAGUCAAAUUCUACAACUACCACAAACGGGAUCAUUGCCAAUGGGGAAACAGUUUUGGCAGUAUUGAGUAUGAAUGCAAACCAAAUGAAACACGCAGUCUUAUGUGGAUCAAUAAAGAGACCUUCCACUGAAGAAACAUGAAAGCAAUACUGCUGGACAAUCUCCCUAAAGAAAAAUCUAACUUUUUAAACCAGCAAGAAGCCUUAACAAAGGCAUACUGUAACAUUGCUUUGCUCCAUAAUGUUCCAACAACUACAGUGUAUAUACAGGUGGUGCCGCUGAAAUAUUUGCCUAUUACUGUAUUUUAAGUUUACCAUGGCAUCUGCCAUUCUUUAUCUGUUACCCUGAUAAUACUGAAAAGUUUAAAGUAAAGAAUAUUUGAUAGCUAGGUAGAAAGUCACACCAUCAUACUACUGUCAUAAGUAUUUGGAUUAUUACCACUAAAUAUUUCCACUAGAUGUAAAAAAUUUUGAAGUGUUUUGCUUCAUUGCUUAGAAUUUGGAUACAGCAUCACACAGUGAUUUCUGUGUUCAUAUUUGUGUUUGCU